Messenger RNA from Raphanus sativus (radish), 193 nucleotides. RefSeq names its product small polypeptide DEVIL 12. The transcript has a single exon. Bases 50 to 193 code for a protein of 47 amino acids. Gene Ontology annotation, biological process: negative regulation of cell population proliferation. Lineage: Eukaryota; Viridiplantae; Streptophyta; Magnoliopsida; Brassicales; Brassicaceae. The record is from RefSeq and is a predicted model, not a curated record.
AAGUUAAUUUUGAUAGGCAAAAUAAGGAGUGUGUGUAGAAGUGUAAUCAAUGGAGUCAAACAAGGAUUCGCAGAAGAAGCAAAUGAAGAAGAAGCUGACACCAAUUAGGUCAUUCAAGGAGAAGAGAUCGAGAUUAUACAUCAUUAGGCGAUGCCUGGUCAUGCUGAUGUGUUGGAGAGACCCUCGUGAUUGA